Molecule: messenger RNA, 876 nt
Organism: Ramularia collo-cygni
Lineage: Eukaryota; Fungi; Ascomycota; Dothideomycetes; Mycosphaerellales; Mycosphaerellaceae
Exons: 3
Coding region: 1-876 (291 amino acids)
Cellular component (GO): cytoplasm
Molecular function (GO): oxidoreductase activity, acting on the CH-OH group of donors, NAD or NADP as acceptor
Source: RefSeq, a predicted model, not a curated record
AUGGUCGUCGGGAACUUCCCGAUAGCGAACAAGAUCGCCGUAGUUACGGGAGGUGGUUCAGGUAUCAACCUAGCCUUUGUAAAGUUGGCUCUAGAAGCCAACGCCAAAGUCCUCAUCGCGGACCUCAAGCUCACGCAAGAAGCCCAAUCCCUAGUUGAUAAUUCCAACAGCUCAGCAGUCUUCACCAAGUGCGAUGUCUCGUCUUGGUCAGAUCUCACGGCUCUUCCGUCUGAAGUAUCUAAAGCAUUCGRUCCUUCAGCAGUCGCAGACGUCUGGAUUGCUGGAGCAGGCGUCUUCGAACCCAAAUGGUCAUCCUUCCUCGCGGAUUCCGAGGAAGAGCAUUACAAGACCAUGUCCAUCAACGCGGAGCAUCCUAUCAAGUUGACCCGGAUUGCAAUGAGGAGUCUUCUGGCGGCCAACAAACCUGGUGUUGUACUGAUCGUGGCAUCGAUGGCCGGAGUCACGGGCUCGUAUACCGCCCCCCUGUACUGCGCAACCAAACAUGCCGUGGUGGGUUUCACAAAGUCCAUGACCCAGGCAGAUAAAGAUGAGAAUGUCAAAGUCGUAGCUGUACUGCCUGGAAUGGUCAAUACACCGCUUUGGACCGGUGAAAAGGCGAAGGAUGCGGCAGAUCAACAUUCAUUCACUCCAGAUGUUUGUGUAUCGGCUGAGGAGGUCGGGAGAGCUAUGAUAGAGAUGGUGCAAGAAGAUAGGUACCCAGGAGGAAGCCUUGUUGAGGUGUCGAAGACUUCUUUAAGGGGGCAGCUCGAUAGUGGGUUGGCGGAUAUACCGACUACGUCAUCAGCAGAAGCUUUGAUUGAGAAGAGCGCAGCUCCUAUCCGUGCAGUGUUCGAUAGGGAGAGGAAGAGAAGCUGA